AUGGACGACAGUAGCGAUUCCGAAGAGUUUUUUGAUGCUGAAGAAUUCACGCCUGUCAAGGGUUCAAAGAGGUCCUCAUUAUGUAAGAGUAUCAGUUUGUCAGAGAAGAGUAAUGGUGAAGAUAAAACGAUCAAGACUGAAGAAACGCCACAAGUGGUUGCAGCCAGCACACCCAUAGAAACAGUUCAGGAAGAUAGGAAUACAGUGAAGAAUGUGGUGCAAGAAAGACGUCGUUUCCAAGAGUUGAGGAGAUGUAUGCAGACGGAGGAGGAAGAUGAGCCGGAGGCAGGCGCGCCGCUGGCUGCACCAAUGGAACAUCCCUUCAAAAUAAUAUCACACGACACAAUGAGUCUUCAGAGUAUGACGUCGCUUGGCAGGAUCGGAAGAAUUCUUAGUGGAGCCGCUGAAUCACAUCCAAAUAUACGAGAGUCCACGCAUAUGGUGACCGCGCCGCGGGAACUAUCACACAUCACAGACGAACCCAUUAUGGUUGAUAGAACACAGAAUGUGGAGCCGGACGUGAUCGCCAGCACGAAGGCGAACAGCUUGAAGGUAUGCCGCGGGACCACAGUCAGCGUUAGCGCCCCACGACCUGGACCUAUAGCGCCACCUAGGAGGAGAAAACGAAAUAAACUCCACGGUUCUCAAUCCCUGUCCACAACAGACGGGGAUAAUCUGAGCGUUUGUACGACAGAUACUGACGAUAUAGGCUAUUUAAGGAGGAUAGAGAAACCGCAGUUGGAAACUCUGAUUGUUGAGCCAGCGUGUUCCGUGAGCGCGGCGUUACCGAGCCCCGCCAGCACCAUCGAGUCGCUUACACGAGAGUUCAGAGACGAACUAGAACUAUCCACCAAAUACGCGGAUUCUUCAGUCAGUCGCGAGUCCCGUGAUUCGACUUUGAAGCCACAAUCCACGUUGGACAUACGGGAGGCCGUUAAAGGAGAUUACGUGGUGAAGCCUCAAGAUGAAGAGAAAGCUUACAGUGGUGAUAGUAUCGAGGCUACUAGUUGUACCGGUAGGACACAUAGUGAGGGUCGGCCGCCGACUGGCACUUCAAGCCUAGGAUCGGUCUCCAAACGUACAGAGUGUCGCGCCCGUCGUCGCUCGGCCGGGGAUUCCCCUCAACACUCUGCGCGACCUCUCUCAGACAUGGAAAUACUGGAACAGGUCACCGUGCUCAAUCUAGACACCGGUGAGCGCAUGCCUCUCAGCGUGGCUGAACACAAGCUGCCUCAGUGCAUCAACCCUCUGAGUCUACACAUCAUGAGGCUCACCUCCGAGUACAUCGGGCGUACCAACGACGGAGAGAACACAAGAGAAACUGAUGAAGAAAGUGAGAGUGUGUGUGUGGGCGCGGAGCAAGAGGCUCGGGAGGCGGGCAAGGAGGGCGCAGACCGACCGACAGGCAUUAAGAGGAAAACAGACAAACUCAUCCACGCCGAUCUUGUGAAGUGUCACUCUCAGGACAACAUCAACGUGAGGUUGAAGCGUUUCUUCGGUUCUACUGUGAAGAAGACGGUUGACGCGGCCAAGUCGUUAGCUCAGGAGGUGUCUCACGCGCGACACAAGGAGGACGUGGCGGAUAUAGUGGACGAAGUCAGGGGCGAACAUAAUAUUAAACUGAAGGCCUCCAACUCACACAAGGGACCUUACGACUUUGAUGGCUGUGUUAGAUAUGUACAGGAGAUGGGUUCAGCGCACGCGGGUGCGGUGUGGUGUUGUAAGUUCAGCGUGUGUGGACGGCUGCUGGCUACGGCGGGUCAAGACCGGCUGCUAAGGAUCUGGGUUACUAGAGACGCCUACCAUCUGUUCCAGGACAUGCGAACCAAAUACAACGCAGAGAAGAAGUCCUCGCCGACUCCGUCUCAAGAGUCCCUGCCGUCAAUGUCGGCCCCGCCCCCCUCCCCGGAGGACACGCCCCUCGGUCCCUCCGCACCCUUCUGCCCCAAGCCGUUCUGCACAUACUCCGGCCACACGUCGGACCUGCUGGACGUGUCGUGGUCCAAGAACUACUUCGUGUUAUCAAGCUCUAUGGACAAGACGGUCAGGUUGUGGCACAUCUCCCGCGGCGAGUGUCUGUGCUGUUUCCAACAUAUAGACUUCGUGACCGCCAUCGUGUUCCAUCCGAGGGACGACAGGUAUUUCCUGUCCGGCAGUCUUGAUGGGAAACUGAGGCUGUGGGACAUACCUGAUAAGAAGGUGGCCGUGUGGAACGAGGUGGACGGAAAAACCAAGCUGAUAACGGCGGCGAAUUUCUGUCAGAACGGCAAAUUCGCGGUAGUCGGGACGUAUGACGGCAGAUGCAUCUUCUAUACUACGGACCAGCUGAAGUAUCACACGCAGAUAGACGUGCGCUCAACUAGAGGGAAGAACUCAACCGGGCAGAAGAUCAGCGGCAUAGAACCGAUGCCCAACGACGAUAAAAUACUAGUGACGUCCAACGACAGCCGCAUCAGGUUGUACGAUCUGCGCGACCUCAACCUGUCCUGCAAGUACAAGGGCUACGUGAACGUGUCGAGCCAGAUCAAGGCGUCCUUCUCUCACGACGGGAAGUACAUUGUCAGCGGUUCAGAGAACCAGUGCAUCUAUAUAUGGAAGACCUGCCAUGAUUACUCCAAGUUCACGUCCGUGAGGCGCGACAGAAACGACUUCUGGGAGGGCAUCAAGGCGCACAACGCGGUCGUCACGUGCGCUGUGUUCGCGCCCAACCCGGAUCACAUGAUACGCACUAUCGCCGAGAGGGAGGAGCGCGCGAGGGCUGCUAGCGGCGCGCACGGGGAUAGUGAAGAGACUAAAGGCGAGGGGCUCGUGUCGUCAUCUCAGGCGGGCCACGUGUUAGUGAGCGCGGACUUCAGCGGCGUCAUCAAGGUGUUCGUACACCGAGCGAGACCCAAACACAGCUCGCUGCCCGCCUCCGCGCUACAGUAG
Messenger RNA from Danaus chrysippus (African queen), 2928 nucleotides. NCBI's taxonomy places the organism in Eukaryota, Metazoa, Arthropoda, Insecta, Lepidoptera, Nymphalidae. The record is from the annotation of a GenBank genome assembly.